Messenger RNA from Mytilus trossulus (common blue mussel), 2388 nucleotides. Its product is annotated as zinc finger and BTB domain-containing protein 17-like. Gene Ontology annotation, biological process: regulation of transcription by RNA polymerase II. The record is from RefSeq and is a predicted model, not a curated record. Gene Ontology annotation, cellular component: nucleus. Lineage: Eukaryota; Metazoa; Mollusca; Bivalvia; Mytilida; Mytilidae. The transcript has 5 exons. Gene Ontology annotation, molecular function: protein binding; DNA-binding transcription factor activity, RNA polymerase II-specific. The coding region runs from base 301 to 2385 and encodes 694 amino acids.
GUUUUAAAAUAUACCGAAACAAAUAAAAAAAGAUAAUAAAUUGUAUUUUUUGCAUACACGCGUCCCUCUUUGUCCUUUUGAACGGGGAAAUAUUGAUUACGAAGGGAAAUAUUUAGUCUCUUCCAUUUUGGGGACGAAAAGCUGUUUGGGGAGAAGUUUUCGAAUUGUAACAUUGCAAUACACACCUGUUACGUCACAUGAGACCUUUAACAGCUGAUUGUGACAGGUGUAAUAAACAACAGAUUGAAAAUGUAGAACAGAUUUGUAAACUUCCUGUCACCACCCAGAACCAUAGCAACCAUGGAGAACUCAUUGCACUACACGUCAGUAAACCACGCCCAUCUUCUUAUCGGUGCAAUCAAUCAAUUACGGAAAAGACAAGAACUUUGUGACAUCAUAUUAAACUGUGGAAACACAUUAAUUCCAGCGCACAAAUUAAUUUUGUCUGUCAGCACACCAUAUUUUAAAAGUUUAGUUGAAAAUAAAUACAAAACCGACACAAGUCUACGAGAAUUAAGAAUUGAUGGUUUAGAUGGCCAUGCUGUACAGAAUAUAAUUGAAUUUUUCUACACGUCUGCCGUGUCUGUGGACGAUGUGACUGUGUGGACUCUCCUACCUGCGGCAUGUUUAUUACAAGUCGAGGAAAUCCAGAACUUGUGUUGUGAUUUUCUAUCAUCCCAGUUACAGCUUGAGAACUGUUUACGUAUUCACAGAGUGGCCGCUAAAUGUUUGUGUUCAGGAUUACUGAAAGAAAGCACUGAGUACAUUAAAACUAACUUUGAUCAGAUUUUGGAAGAAGAGAUAUUUUUGGAGCUUCCUGUCAGAGAAAUGAUUGGUCAUCUUAAACGACUAAAUGAUAUGGAAAUAGAGGAUGAGAAAAUCUUACAGGGUGUCAAGUGUUGGGUUAUCUAUAGUGUAGAUGAUAGACAGCUGCUUGGAUAUAAGUUACUUCAAGAAUUCCCAAAGUUGAAGGAAGAAUUAGAGAAAUUUUUGCCGGCUGAAUACCAGGUCCCACAAGAAGAGGAUUUGGCAGAAAUGAUGGAGGAAGCUUCGAAUAGUGUCAGCCAAUCGAGUAAUGAAAACCCUAAAACUUCUGACUUGUCAAACAUAGAUAAUGUUGAUCCCCUCAUGUGUUUUGAAUGUGCCGAGGUCUUCGACAGUGCCGAAGAAUUGAAGAAACAUGUUCAAACUCAUCUGGCCUCUAUGUAUGGAAAGGACUUACCAAGUACAGAGAAAAAUAAAUUACCGUUUGACGUAAACUCCUAUAACCAAAUGUUUAACGAUUCUAAAAAUAGUACAUCAGACGAUUCCAAGUCUGGGAACAGUUAUUUUGAUACUUACAUGAAGGCUAGGGGGCUUGAUACCCCAUCAUUUGGAGGAUUGAAAAGGGAACGGGAAUCUACAAAAAGUCCAGGUGUGCCACAGAAGCAAGUUACAAUCACGGUGACCAGUACCACUGGCGAUGGACGAGAACUUAAAUUUAUUUGCCCAGUCUGCGGCAAAACUUGCCCAAGUACUGAUGAGUUAGGCAGCCACAUGGAAAGUCACUCAAGUUUUAAUUGCAAUAUCUGUGGAAAGUCAUACUCUACAAGGGGCAAUUUACAAACUCACAUGAAAAAACACAAUGGCGAUAAAUCUGUCCUAUGUACAUACUGCAAUAAGUCUUUUACAAGUCCAGCUGUACUCAAAGUUCAUAUUAGGUCCCAUACUGGCGAAAAACCAUUUGCCUGUGAGACAUGUGGUGUUGGAUUUGCCAAAAAUAUCCACCUUAAACGCCACCUAUCAAUUCAUACAGGUAUUAAACCCCACGAAUGUGAGAUUUGUCAUAAGAGAUUCAGUCGCUCAGACCACCUGAAAAGACACGUUCAAAGCAUUCACACUCAGGAUCGUCCUCACAUCUGCUCAUUGUGUGGAAAAGAUUUCGUCAGGAAGUAUGAGCUCAAUAAACACAUGAAACAGAUGCAUUGGGGUUUUACUGUAGGUCAAAAUGGAAAUGAGGGAUCCACUGACACUAGCUUUUCUCAAAACCAAAAUGAAACGGCCAUGGAUACUUCUUUUAUCAGUGACGUUUAUAAAGGUAUGCAACAAUUACAGGGUGCUUUUGUCAUGGGAGAUAAUAACAACAUGGACGAGAGUAAAGAUCAAGGGGUCAGCAUCAAACAGGAAGAGGUCACAGGUCAAAGUGCAUUAAUGAAAGAGGAAAAUGAUGUUCAAUGUGAAAAUGGAACUAAUGGACUCGCAAGUUCAAAAGGUCAAAGUGCAUUAAAAAAGGCAGAAAAUGGUACGAAAAGUGAAAAUGAAACUAAUGGCCUUGAAAGUUCCAAAGGUCAAAGUUUGUCUAUAGUCAUUAAAAGGGAUCCAGAUGGCUACUCUAUUUCACAGUGAAAA